Molecule: messenger RNA, 2853 nt
Organism: Mucor velutinosus
Lineage: Eukaryota; Fungi; Mucoromycota; Mucoromycetes; Mucorales; Mucoraceae
Exons: 4
Coding region: 1-2853 (950 amino acids)
Cellular component (GO): plasma membrane
Molecular function (GO): calcium-activated cation channel activity
Source: RefSeq, a predicted model, not a curated record
AUGAAGUUUAUACUACUUUAUUUAUUCUCAAGCGUCAUAGCGACUACAUGCUAUGCACAAGCAGAGAAUGGCGAUGAUCAGAAAAAUUUCGACAAUUCAACAUCUACAUUCACGUCAGCCUUGUGGUUCAAUGCAGUAUUAGCCAUUGGGUUCUUUGGCGCCUUCUUCAUUUUGCGUACAACCAGACCCCAAACAUACGCCCCUAGAACUUAUGCAGUAGCAAAGGAGAGACGACCUCCUCCAUUGCCCACUGGAUUUGGUCGUUGGAUCAUCGCCAUCUUCAGAAUCAAAGACGAAGACUUGAUCAAAUCAAUGGGUCUUGAUAGAUUUAUGGUCCUCAAGUUACUUCGAAUGGGAAUGGUUACAUUUUCCCUGUACUCUCUUGUCGCUAUCCCUAUUUUGUUUCCCGUCAUUACCAUAAAUCAAGGCAAUAAUCCUGGUCUAACCUAUUUAACAAUGGGUAAUGUCAUUGACGAUAACCGCACAUGGGCUCACUGCCUGUUGGCCUGUAUCUUAUCUGGCCUUGUAUGGUACUACACCUUCCGUGAGACGCACAUUUAUGUCGAUUUGAGAAGAAAGUUCCUACUCAGUCCCGACUAUGCUGAAACUGUAGCUGCUCGAACUGUUUACGUACCUUCCAUCCCAACAAACGUCAACAAUACUGAAGAUUUGGAGCGCAUCUUCUCCAAGUUCCCUGGUGGUGUGAGGCGCAUUUGGCUCAACAGAAAACUAAAAGAUCUUCCUGACCUUGUGCAAAAGCGACAAAAGGCAGCCUUGAGCUUGGAAGCCUCCAUCACCAAAGCCAUCUUGGCCACAUACAAACACCACAUCAAGAUUGGAGACAAGAAGAACCAAGUCGAUGAAGAGAAUCUUACUCAAUCCGAUAUCCCAGAAAAGAUCCGCCCUACUCACCGUGAAAACAGCCUGCCUAUUCCAUUGCCUUGCUUUGGCCACAAAGUAGAUACCAUCAAUUUCUACCACAACCAAAUCAAGGAAUUGAACGAAUCAAUCGCCGAGAAACAAUCAGACGCUCAUAAUUUGAAACAAUGUAACUCUGCAUUCAUUGAAUUCAACCAGCAAAUUGCAGCCCACAUGGCAGCACAAUCAUUGAUGCACAAGAAAGCAAUGCAAAUGGCACCUCGCACCAUUGGCAUCUCGCCCACUGACGUCAUUUGGGAGAACAUGAACAUUAGAUCCUUUGAGAGAAUGAUGCGUCGUUUCUUGAGUAUUUCAGCUACUUCUGCUAUCAUCAUCUUUUGGGCUGCUCCUGUGAUUUUCGUCCAAGCGAUUGCCAAUUUAGAGACCUUGUCUCAGGCUUUGCCCUUCCUCUCUGGCAUCAACAACUUGGGUCCCACUGCUGUCGGUAUCAUUCAAGGUAUUCUGCCUGCUGUUGCCUUGGCCAUCUUGAUUUCUCUAGUGCCCAUCAUCUUCACCUUCCUCUCCACAAAGGAAGGCAUCCCUCAAAAGUCGUUUGUUCAGCUGUCUGUGCUUCACAAGUUCUUCUUUUUCCAAUUGAUUGAUGUUGUUCUGGUGUCUACUAUCUCUGGUGGUGUCAUGACAAUGGCCAAUGAGAUCAAGAACCUCGCCCAGAACCCAUUCGGUAUCAUCAAUGUCCUCUCUGAAAACUUGCCCAAGGCUUCUACCUUCUUUAUCACUUUUGUCAUGCUCCAGGCAACUAAUCAAUCUGGUCAAGCCAUGCUCCAGUUGGUGCCCUACCUGUUGUCCUAUGUCAUGCCCAUGUUCAACACCACACCCAGAGAUAUCUACAAUGCUAAAAAGUCGUGCCCUAUUGUCAAUCUUGGUACAUUGAUCCCUGCUCAAACUGUCAUCUUUGUGCUUGGUCUUGAGUAUGGUGUCAUCUCUCCGUUGAUCUUGCCUUUUGUCUGUCUCUUCUUCAUAUUGCAAUACUUUGUAUACCUGUAUCAAUUCUUGUAUGUUUACGAAAUUCCUUACGAAACAGCUGGCCGUGCUUUCCCUAGAGCCAUCCGUCACAUCUACAUUGGCUUGCUGAUCUCUCAACUGACCUUGAUCGGCCUCUUCGCUAUCAGAUCAGGUGCUCGUGGUCAAAUGGGUUUGAUGAUUGCUUGUCUUAUCUGUACUUCGUUUGCUCUCUACUAUUACGAUUGUGCUUUCAAGCCUCUGUUCAAGUAUCUGCCCGUUUCCAUCUUUGAAAAUGUGGAUAUGGAUACCAAGAAGAACGACGAUCUCUUGCAAGACAACAAUGUUCUCAACAUCAAUAUUCAAGACGACGACAAGCAGAACUUGAAGACGGGUUAUGUUUCUGAUGAUUCAGUGGAUUCAGAGAAUGAACGCGAUAAAUCAGAAGGCAGUACAAGCUCUCACAAUUACAUCAAUAACGACAAGCCAGAAUUCUCUAAAUUGGCGACUCACAGUUCAUUCAAUUCACGUACGCCUGUGGAAGCUUACCAUGCUCGUUAUGCAUUAUUGAAACGUCUUCACGAGGAGAAAGAAAAGAACCCCGAGGAUAUCAGAAAAGACAAGGAUCGUAUCUUGAACGCUGCUCGAUCACUGUACGAAGCUGAAUCCUACAUGCACCCUUCGACUUACGACCCUGAACCUACCAUCUGGGUGCCUGAGGAUGAUCUUGGUAUCACACAAAAGGAGAUCAAGGAUCUGAAGGGCUCUAAUAUCGAUGCUACCAGUCGCAGUGCCGCAAUUGUGCGUAAUGAGAAGGGUAAGGGCAAGGUGACCAUUGAUGAGGAGCGCUUGAUCAACGAUUAUCAAGGUGCACCUAGUAGUGCUCCUUCUGCCGGCAAUCAAUCCAAUGUUAACAAUUACGUUCGUGUUCUUGUUGAUAACAUGAACUUUUUCACUGCUGCUACCAUCAACUAA